AUGAACCAACAAAUUAGAAUGUUCCAAAAAGGCCUAAAAUCUCUCAUAUGUCGCAGAAAGUCCAUUCAGCUACGUAAAUUAAGCACCGCCGUCGAUAACGAAAAAUACAAAAUUACGGACAAAUUCGAGGGACGACCGCUCUACUUGGACGUACAGGCAACAGCCCCGCUGGAUCCCCGAGUGUUGGAUGCCAUGCUUCCUUAUUUAACCAAUUACUACGGGAACCCCCAUUCGAGAACCCACGCCUACGGAUGGGAAACCGAAUCGGCCGUCGAAGAAGCCCGAAAACACAUCGCGGAUUUAAUCGGAGCAGAUCCCAAAGAAAUCAUCUUCACCUCAGGCGCCACCGAGAGCAAUAACAUCGCUAUUAAAGGCGUCGGGCGGUUUUACAAAGAUAAAAAGAAGCAUAUUAUUACUACACAAACGGAACAUAAGUGUGUUUUGGACUCGUGCAGAGCCCUGGAAAACGAAGGGUUUAGAAUUACUUAUUUACCCGUUAAAACCAACGGUAUUAUUUCUUUGGAGGAGCUCGAUAAAGCCAUCACACCUGAUACAUCUGUCGUAUCUAUCAUGUCUGUAAACAACGAAAUAGGAGUGAAGCAGCCAAUAGAGGCUAUCGGGGUGCUAUGCAAGCAGAAAAAGGUGUUUUUCCACACAGACGCAGCACAAGCAGUAGGAAAAAUUCACCUAGACGUAAACUCGAUGAACAUCGACCUCAUGUCGAUCAGCGGUCACAAAUUAUACGGCCCCAAAGGCAUCGGUGCUAUAUACAUCCGCAGGAGGCCCAGAGUGCGAGUGGAAGCGCUCCAGAGCGGCGGCGGACAAGAAAGGGGCAUCCGAAGUGGAACUGUACCUGCCCCUUUAGUUGUAGGUUUCGGCGAAGCCUGUCGCUUGGCCAAAUCGGAAAUGUCAUACGAUCAUGCGCACAUCGAAAAGCUGAGCAAACGAUUGAUCGAUCGAAUCUGCGGAUCCCUAACGCACGUUAUACGAAACGGUGAUGAUGUAGAGACUUAUCCGGGUUGCGUGAAUUUGUCUUUCGCUUACGUAGAAGGUGAAUCUCUGUUGAUGGCUCUGAAAGAUGUGGCUCUUUCGAGCGGUUCGGCUUGUACUUCUGCUUCGUUGGAGCCGUCUUAUGUCCUCCGUGCUAUCGGGGCUGAUGAGGAUUUGGCGCAUAGUUCGAUUAGAUUCGGGAUCGGUCGGUUCACGACGGAGGAUGAGGUGGAUUAUACGGCGAAAAAGUGCGUUUAUCACGUGAGUAGGUUGAGAGAGAUGAGCCCGUUGUGGGAGAUGGUACAAGAGGGGGUCGAUUUGAAAACUAUCAAAUGGUCGCAGCAUUAA
Molecule: messenger RNA, 1338 nt
Organism: Phyllotreta striolata
Lineage: Eukaryota; Metazoa; Arthropoda; Insecta; Coleoptera; Chrysomelidae
Source: the annotation of a GenBank genome assembly